AUGUCGGGCUUCCUGGAGGAGCUGCUGGGCGAGAAGCUGGUGACCGGCGGCGGCGAGGAGGUGGACGUGCACUCGCUGAGCUCCCGCGGCAUCUCGCUGCUCGGGCUCUACUUCGGCUGCAGCCUGAGCGCCCCCUGCGCGCAGCUCAGCGCCAGCCUGGCCGCCUUCUACGGCCGCCUGCGGGGGGACACGGCGGCGGCGGCGGCGGCGGGGUCGGGGGCCGGGGCCGGGCCGGGGCCGGGGGCCGGAGCAGCGGCCGAGCCCGACUUGCGGCGCCGCCUGGAGAUCGUCUUCGUGUCCUCGGACCAGGACCCGCGGCAGUGGCAGGACUUCGUGCGGGACAUGCCGUGGCUGGCGCUGCCCUACAAGGAGAAGCACAGGAAGCUUAAACUGUGGAACAAAUAUCGAAUUUCCAACAUUCCAUCCCUCAUAUUCCUCGACGCUUCCACUGGGAAGGUGGUGUGCAGGAAUGGUCUGCUGGUGAUCCGUGAUGACCCAGAAGGUCUGGAGUUCCCCUGGGGACCCAAACCCUUCCGGGAAGUCAUUGCAGGGCCCUUGCUGAGGAGCACAGGACAGUCCCUGGAGAGCUGCAGCCUGGAGGGCUCCCAUGUGGGCGUCUAUUUCUCUGCACACUGGUGUCCCCCUUGCCGAAGCCUCACUCGAGUCCUGGUGGAAUCCUACCGCAAGAUCAAGGAGGCAGGCCAGAAGUUUGAAAUUAUCUUCGUGAGUGCAGACAGGUCUGAGGACUCGUUCAAGCAGUACUUCAGCGAGAUGCCCUGGCUCGCCGUGCCCUACACUGAUGAGGCCCGGCGCUCACGCCUCAACAGGCUGUAUGGGAUCCAAGGCAUCCCCACCCUCAUCGUGCUGGAUCCUCAGGGGGAGGUGAUCACGCGGCAGGGCCGGGUGGAGGUGCUCAAUGAUGAGGACUGCCGAGAGUUCCCCUGGCACCCCAAGCCUGUGCUGGAGCUCUCUGACUCCAACGCUGCGCAGCUCAACGAGGGCCCCUGCCUUGUCCUCUUCGUUGAUUCAGAGGAUGAUGGCGAGUCGGAGGCAGCCAAGCAGCUGAUCCAGCCAAUAGCUGAGAAGAUCAUCGCCAAAUACAAGGCCAAAGAGGAGGAGGCUCCGCUCCUGUUCUUUGUGGCCGGGGAGGAUGACAUGACCGACUCCCUGCGGGACUACACCAACCUGCCUGAGGCCGCGCCACUCCUCACCAUCCUGGACAUGUCUGCCCGGGCCAAGUAUGUGAUGGAUGUGGAGGAGAUCACGCCUGCCGUCGUGGAGGCCUUUGUGAAUGACUUCCUAGCAGAAAAGCUCAAACCUGAGCCCAUCUAGGGCCACUCUGGUCUCCCAAGCACUAUUUAAAACUCGGUCUCCUCCCUCUUCUCCCCUCUGCCCCCUUCCCUCCACCCUGGGCCUUUUCCAGCGUGUGCUGAAUCACACAGCCCAAGUGUCCAACUUC
Messenger RNA from Suncus etruscus (white-toothed pygmy shrew), 1459 nucleotides. It is a transcript of the gene NXN, whose product is annotated as nucleoredoxin. Gene Ontology annotation, molecular function: thioredoxin-disulfide reductase (NADPH) activity. NCBI's taxonomy places the organism in Eukaryota, Metazoa, Chordata, Mammalia, Eulipotyphla, Soricidae. Bases 1 to 1332 code for a protein of 443 amino acids. The record is from RefSeq and is a predicted model, not a curated record. The transcript has 8 exons.